This is a messenger RNA of Archocentrus centrarchus (flier cichlid), 4724 nucleotides long. RefSeq names its product transmembrane protein 198aa (gene tmem198aa). The record is from RefSeq and is a predicted model, not a curated record. Lineage: Eukaryota; Metazoa; Chordata; Actinopteri; Cichliformes; Cichlidae. The transcript has 7 exons. Bases 615 to 1790 code for a protein of 391 amino acids. Gene Ontology annotation, biological process: positive regulation of canonical Wnt signaling pathway. Gene Ontology annotation, cellular component: cytoplasmic vesicle; plasma membrane.
CUCUCGCUGCGGCAAUGGUUCAACCCGCUGAGAGUGAGAAAGACAGGGAGCACAAAGGAAGCAGCGCGCAUACCGUUCGUUUAGGAGGAAGAUAAUUGGGUUCGUGAUGUAAACAUGGAAUAAUAAAAAAAAAAAAAACCGCAAGGCUGCAUUUAUUUUUCACAUUGCGCUGGUCCAUUAUCGGUGUUCAAUAUUACAUGAGGCUCUGGCUAUGAACCACGUAUCUGCCUGGUCAAGGAAAGAGAGGCAGCAAGUGAGAAAUUGAAGCCAAGAGUGGAGGAGAGGAAAGAGGAGUUGAGCAUUCUUUCAUCUUCGCUUCAGGGUUUAUCUGGAGUUUGUCGCUGGCUUUGGACCGAACCCGCUUCAGUAAGACGUGAUGUCGGGUUUUGAAGCUGACCAAACCGACAAGUGAAGAUUUUGAUUUUUUUUUCAUAUGUUUUUUUUUUUCUUUUUGAAUAUAAAAUGACAAAAGGAAAACACGCCAAUGUGUUGCAUUUCUGAGACACGUCUCCAUGGGUGAGGCCCACUGACUCGGAAAUUCUUACACACCCCCUCCAUCCCUUCCCCCUAUCCCCUGCUUUCAUUUAAAUCCUGUCUCCUCCACUUCAGUCACCAUGACUUCCACCAGCCAGCUGUUUGGUUUGGCUGGGGUGGGGCUUAGGUGUGACCAGGAGAUUGAGAGGAGAUAUGAGAUUGUGCCCUCGGUGGUCUGCUCCAUGUGCUGCCUCUUCGGAAUCAUCUACUGCUUCUUUGGCUAUCGAUGCUUCAAGGCAGUGUUGUUUCUAACAGGCCUAAUGUUUGGCUCUGUGGUCAUCUUCAUGCUGUGCUACAAGGAGAGGGUGAUGGACACUCAGCUGAGUGUAGAGGCGUCCGUGGGCAUUGGCCUGGGCAUUGGGACCCUGUGUGGUCUGGUGACUAUGCUGGUUCGCAGUGUGGGACUGUUCAUGGUGGGCCUGCUGCUGGGCCUGCUGGUUGGAGUUGCAUCACUGGUGGUCAUGGAGGAGUUCUACCAUCCCAGAACAGUAUGGGUUCCUCUGGGUAUUCUUUUGGGUUCUGGGACACUAUUUGCUGUCCUCACGCUACAGUGGCAGCGCUGCUUUGUUACUCUCUCCACUGCCACAUUUGGCUCUGCUAUCAUAACUGUCACCGUGGAUUAUUUUAUAGAGCUGUUUGCCUUGGUACACUACGUUUAUGAGAGACUCAGGGUAAGCACGUAUCCAUAUAAGCCAGUGUGCUGGUUUACUUGGGUUAUCUUGGGGGUGUGGCCUGUCCUGGCACUUCUCGGAGUGCUGAUUCAGUGGAAAGUCACUGCAGAGGGAUUUUCUCACACAGAGGUGGUUUUGAGUCGACAGCAGCGGAAGGUCCAGCUCAUGCGGAUCCGACAGAGAGAAGAGAGGCUGAAAAAGGAGAAGGAAAACAAAAAGAAGAAAAAGAGACAGAGCCAGAGGACAGGACAUAAGCAGAAGACCCAUUCUCAUCACAACCACCAGCAGUACCACCACCCAGCAGCAUCCCACCCUCAUCACCAAACUCAGAGCUCUCAGCCUCCUAAAGUCCCUCCUCCUCCUCAGACUGAGCCCGGCUACCACCGCAAAGCCAACUCCAAAAGGCGCUUUGAUGGAGAUGUGCUGUCUCCGAGCUACAUCAGGAGUUUCAGGGACAGACAGACAGACAGACGGGCGUACUCCCACAGUAGAAUGAUGAGCCGGUCUCGGAUGGCUGAACUUGACUAUGACUGCGGCUCUCAGGUGCCUCUCACAGCGCCCAGUGGACCCCCGGUUCGCAUCUGAGGCAGUUAAUUGCACAGAUCCAAACACACACACACACACACACACACACACAUGCACAGACACACAAUCACAGGCUACUUCAAGACUCAGAGAUAAGGAUAGGAAACCUAACCUUACCGUGCCAACCUAAUCAACUGCCCAUUAAGCCAACAGGAGCUUGAAGUGUUCCAAAGGUGGUGUGAUCCGCGCUGCUUUUCUCCUCUCAGUAUUUUUUUGGGCUGUUUUGUUCUUUGUAAUGUCUAAGAACAGCAGCUGUUCGCUUGGAUGGUGCAAGAAUUAUGAACUUUGUAUGUUAUAUUUGGCUUCUCUGUCACUGUACUUACAGGAAAACACUGGAAACAAGUGGAACCAUCUUAUGCACAAGUAAACUGUUGAGCAUUUGAUUGGAAGAUUUAUAUUGCUUCCUUCAAGCCAUACAAAGUAAUUCCCAGUGAGAGCGUCCAGGGAAGAAAAGUCACAAUGCUGCACUCUACAGGAGAGCAACACCGUGUUAGAUAAAAUUGCAUCCCAUGGCUUUCAUCAAGUUAAAGUAACAGAACACUUUACUCCAAAGGUAAUUAAAGGAUAAAACAAUUUGCUUUAAGACAGCAUCUGCUGUGAAAAAACAAAAAAGACUGAGAAACAACAUAAAAAAUCACAGCAAACUCAUUUAAAAGGUCAUUCUUGAAGUCUGCAUUUCAUCUUUGGUGACAGCUUGUAAAUUCUAACGUGGCAGCAUAAGGCCUCUGCUGCUUCAACAUGCAGAAGGUGACAAGUUUAGGUGUGAAUUGUAUUAAACAGUUUACACCAAAGACAAUGUUUGUGUUAUUUUGCUUGUCAGUUAAAUGUGUCAUUGCCUGCGCUGUUGCAAUUUUUUGAGGAGAAUGUGCUCACAUCUCAUCACUUUCCUUGUAUCCUUUAUUGCCGACCGUUCCGAGUACAGACCUGAGCAGGAUACCCGUCUACCGGCUCUUCUUUCCUCUCUCCACUAAACAACAUCAUUUCUGUAAGCUUCUAUUUAUCAACAGUGUUCUUGUGUCCCUUUUUGCGUUUUUCCACAAAACAAUUGGACUUCCGUUAAAGACAAAUAACUGCUGCCUGAUACUGAUCAUUAUGGAAUUUUAAUGAUGUAGUGCAAUCUGAGAAUGGUAGGCAACAGUAAAAAAAAUUUAAAAUAGUGUGUUUUUGUGUGCAAGUGGACACAUGAGCCCUGUGGCAAAUGAUGGAACAUACCAAAUACUGGCCAAGGAGAGGGGGGAGUCAUUUUAAUGUAUGCAUGGCAUGCUGUGCAUACAUUACAUACCCUCUUCUUUCCCAGGUGGCUGUUCUGACUGAAAAUGUUAUGAAAAGGUUUGAAUGAAAUGUUAAGUGAUAAAAUAAAUAGAGGGGGUCAAAAAUAAGUCUCAUCUUUUUUUUUUUUUUUUUUUAAGAUGAGAACUGUGAGAAUAAAUGUAUCUGCAAGUGGCGCCCUCUGAUGUUUACUCCUGGACCUUUUUUCUGGACUUUCUAUGUGUGUGUGUGUGUGUGUGUGUGUGUGUGUCUGUACAUAUGGUUAAUGUGUACAUUUGUGUGUUACUGACUUUGAAAUUGAAAUAAGUUCCUUACAUUAAUAUUGUUAUACUAAACAUUGAGUAAAGGAGAAGGAUUUGUUUAAAUACAGAUGGAGACGGUUUAUUUUUUCUUUUUUCUUUUUUUUUCUUUUUUUAAAUAAACCUCUCUGGAAUUGAAUGCUAUUACUACAGUUCAAUAUAAAAGGUCUCAAAUGAAAGACCCGGCAGUCUGAAAGAAAAGAAAUUAACUGAAAUUCCACUUCAAAAUAGCUAAUUUAACUCUGUGGUUUACUAUAGAUUGUUAUUUCUGAGGUUCAGGCACACAAAACAAUCCCACUGCACAUGAAUUCUAAAAUGAAACUUGAGGUAUAAAAGUUAGUGCCUGGAUUCUGCAAAAUUUAGAGUUCUUUGCGGCUUGAGGACCAGUGAUUUUUUUCAUAUGCACAUUACUACAUGUGAAUCAUUGUGUAUAUCUUUCUAAUUUGCUGUUGCCGUGUCACAGCUCUCACAUUUACAGUUUGGUCCCUGGCUGAAUUAUGAAAAACACAGGUCUAGAAAUCCCUCUCCUCCAGUUCUCUUCUGUCUUUAAAGGGCUUGGAAAGGCAUUUGAAGCACCCCCCCCCCCCCCCCUUUUUUUUUCUCAUAUGUAUUAUGCCUGUUACAUCAGCUUCUGAUGUGCUGUUUACUGUUACUAAAUGUUGUUUCAGAGUUGUGGCAGUAUGAGUGUUAUUUUGGUUUUCUGCCUACACUUCAGUCCUGGUUUAGUCUGCUUUUGUGUUUUUACUGUAGUACUGCUGAACCUUCAUUAGUAUUGCAAACAAAAUGGUAAUUCUAAAAUAAACAUUGCCCUCCUCUUGCUUGUAAUUUGGGGACAAAAUGAAUCAUCUUCCACUGACCUUUUUUUUCACAUUGUUUUUCUUAUUUCUAAUAUUUUCUGUGAUUUAAUAUUAAAUUCUCUUGGGAAAUCUUUUGAUUGUAGAUACUGACCUGUAAAUAAUUUCUAAAUGUACAAACGUUUGGCUCCAUUUCAUGUUUGCACCAUGGUCAUGUGUGUAAUUUAUGCAGGUCAUUACUUUCUAAUGGAGUAGACCUGUUAUAUUGUGAUUCUACUGUAUGUCCAAUUUGCUUUGAUUUGGCUGAGUGGUGGAUGCACUUCUCAUCCUGGUGUUUCAAAUGUUUCAUGUUAAAAAUUAGUAGACAAACUGAGCCUGGAUUCUGAUUUGUCCUUUUUGUAUCACCCAAUCGAAAUCUGUAUAAACCACCUGGUUAUUAUUAUUAUUAUUAUUAGAUUCUUGUUCAUGUCCAAUAUGAUCCUGAGUUCAUUCCUUGAACUUCAAGAUAUCAUAAGGGUGUGAUGGGCUAUUUAUUAUUAUUAUUAUUAUGUUAUUAAGCAUGGAUUUCUAUA